AACAUAAACAUAAGCAAAACCAAAAUAUUAUACUUUACACCAUUCUCUCUUUUCUUCUACUUCUCUGCUUCACUGUAGAAAAAGAGAAGAAAAGAGAUCAUCACUACAAUCAAAUUACAUAUUCUGGUAAUCUUCCUAAUAAUUUUUAAAUAUUUUUAUUCCAUCUAUUCAUUUAUAGUUGAGUUUAAAUAUAUUUGUUUUCAUUCUUAUGAAGAUUGUUUUUUAGCCAACUUUGUGCAGACCCAUCUCCAAAUUUUGCAUUUUCUCAAAUAUUCAUUUGAUUUUGGAGAAUAAUUUAUUCUGUUGUGUUUUGGGUUUUAUAAGGAUUGUGCAAAGCUUGAAACUUUGGCAGUAGCUAUGGAUAGAAAUAGUAUGCAGGUUAGGAACCAAGGUGUUGCAUUUUGUAAUUCUGGUGUUAAAGCUCAGUUAUUUAUUCAGGAGAAUGUUACUUUUAAGAAAAAUGGUUAUCAUGCUCGUGGAUUGUUUGCUAGUGUUAAUCAAGUAGGUAAGGGAUUUGGGAUUUCUCCAAAUUCCUCUAAUUCAUUAGAAAAUGCCACAAACACAAAAUUUCAUGCUGCUAGUAUGCAGAUGAAAUAUGUGGUUAGUGAACCAGCUUUGCCCGUUGAGAUGACUGCUGAGUCGGAGGCUUUAGAAUUAGAAUUACAGGGAGAGAAAGAAAAGGUGGUGGAGACGAAAAAGAAGGCCGGUGGAUUUAAAUGGAAAGUUAAGGUUGGAAAUCAGGCUCUGAGGAGGUUGCUCAGUGGCGGAAUUGCGGGUGCUGUUUCGCGCACUGCUGUUGCUCCUUUGGAGACUAUUAGAACGCAUUUGAUGGUGGGGAGUUGCGGACAUUCAUCAAUGGAGGUGUUUGAUAACAUCAUGAAAAGUGAUGGCUGGAUGGGCCUUUUUAGGGGCAAUUUUGUUAAUGUUAUCCGAGUUGCACCAAGCAAAGCUAUUGAGUUAUUUGCUUAUGAUACAGUCGUGAAGCACUUGACUCCUAAACCAGGAGAACAGCCAAUUAUCCCAAUUCCUGCUUCAUCAAUAGCCGGUGCUGUUGCCGGAGUCAGCUCCACAUUAGUCACAUACCCUCUUGAGUUACUCAAAACUCGACUAACUGUUCAGAGAGGAGUGUACAACAAUCUCGUUGACGCCUUCUUAAAGAUUGUACGAGAGGAAGGACCCGGCGAACUUUACAGAGGUCUCACGCCUAGUCUAAUUGGAGUAGUCCCAUACGCUGCUGCGAAUUACUUUGCAUAUGAUACGUUGAGGAAAGCAUACAAAAAGGCUUUCAACAAGGAAGAGAUUGGAAAUGUCAUGACUCUAGUAAUUGGAUCAGCUGCUGGCGCAUUCUCGAGUACGGCAACAUUCCCGCUUGAGGUAGCUCGAAAACACAUGCAGGCUGGCGCUCUUAACGGGAGUCAAUAUCGGAACAUGCUUCAUGCUCUCGUGAGCAUUCUUGAGAAAGAAGGAAUUGGAGGUUUAUACAGAGGAUUGGGCCCAAGCUGCAUGAAACUAGUUCCUGCAGCUGGUAUUUCUUUUAUGUGCUAUGAGGCAUGCAAGAGGAUAAUUGUUGUGGAAGAGCAAAAAGCUGUUGACAUGCAUUAAUUCAGUUUGGUCUUCUUAUGUGGUUUAGUUAGGAUUUAAGUUAGAGGAUAUGUUUUUGAAGAAAUGACAUGAAUUGGUUACAGUGUUCUCAAUUUGCUACUAUUUCAUGAAAAUUUGAUAUGGAUUGGAAAAGUUAAGAGGCAUUUUAGCAAUUGAAGAGAGAGUGUAGACUCUCGGCCACAAAUUUAUAGCAUUUUUAGAGAAGGGUUUUCAUCCAUAGCAUUUUGAGGGAAGAUCAUUUUGGACCACAAAUUUAUGUUACAGAUCCAUUAUGACUAAUUUUAUGUAUUUAUGUCCUACAGAAUUAAAAGUUUAUGUUUUCAGGUUAAAUCUAAAUUUUUGCUAUUUUGGACA
Molecule: messenger RNA, 1956 nt
Organism: Mercurialis annua (annual mercury)
Lineage: Eukaryota; Viridiplantae; Streptophyta; Magnoliopsida; Malpighiales; Euphorbiaceae
Product: adenine nucleotide transporter BT1, chloroplastic/mitochondrial-like
Exons: 3
Coding region: 358-1602 (414 amino acids)
Biological process (GO): transmembrane transport
Source: RefSeq, a predicted model, not a curated record